AUGUGUGCGGAGUACUGCUCCUCAGACACUGACUGUGAGGGCCACAUGAAGUGCUGCUACAACGGCUGCGGACACGAGUGCAUGGAGCCCUACAAGGCAGUGAGCAACAUGGAGCUGUCUGUGCUCUGCCUCCUGACGCUGGCCCUCGCCUUUGUCCCUCAACUCUCAGCGACAUCAGUGCCUAUACCCCGACCUGGUUGUCCCCCAUAUACAUUUUCAUCACCGCUUGAACUGAGGUUUUGCUUUAACGAGUGCACCACAGACCGUAACUGCAGGGACAACAAGAUCUGCUGUUUCGACGGCUGCUCCCAUCUCUGUGUGCCAAGAAGACGCUGCAAAAGAUGCCCGGAUUGCACAGAUGACAGUCAAUGUGGCGGGGACCUCAAAUGUUGCUCCAACCCCUGUGGUCCAGGGAAAACCUGUCUGAAGCCAGAAAUCCAACAAGGAAACUGCCCAAAACCUAAUCCUCAACCAGGCUGCUGCAGUCCAAAUGAGUGCAGUCACGUCAGACCCUGUCCCCCCGGCUACCAGUGCUGCGACACAGGCUGUGGGCUGAAGUGUUUUCCCGUGUUCGUGCCUUACUAA
This is a messenger RNA of Knipowitschia caucasica, 585 nucleotides long. The record is from the annotation of a GenBank genome assembly. Lineage: Eukaryota; Metazoa; Chordata; Actinopteri; Gobiiformes; Gobiidae.